Messenger RNA from Spea bombifrons (plains spadefoot toad), 4199 nucleotides. It is a transcript of the gene CNTNAP1, whose product is annotated as contactin associated protein 1. The transcript has 23 exons. NCBI's taxonomy places the organism in Eukaryota, Metazoa, Chordata, Amphibia, Anura, Pelobatidae. The record is from RefSeq and is a predicted model, not a curated record. The coding region runs from base 1 to 3729 and encodes 1242 amino acids.
AUGGCAGGCAGCAGUGGAUGGUCACCAGCCCCUGGAGAUAAACAACCAUGGCUUCAAAUAGAUUUGAAGCAAAAAUAUAAAAUCAUGGGAGUGGCCACUCAGGGAACAUAUAACACAUACUAUGACUGGGUGACAAAAUAUAUUUUGCUAUAUGGUGACCGACCAGACAGCUGGAAGCCAUUCUUCCAGCAAGGAACUAACUGGACAUUCUUUGGAAAUGUGAAUACAUCAGGGGUGAUGGAACAUCGCCUGUAUUAUCCCAUCAAGGCUCGUUAUGUUCGCUUUGUGCCAGUAGCAUGGAACCCCAGAGGAAAGAUUGGACUUCGUGUGGCUUUGUAUGGCUGCCCUUACCGGCACGAUGUUCUGUCUUUUGAUGGUGAUGAUCUCAUAUCAUACCGAUUCAGUGGAAAAACUAAUCGAACUUUGCACGAUAGCAUAUCUUUUAAUUUCAAGACGCUUGAAAAGGAUGGAAUGUUGAUGCAUGCUGAAGGUUCCCAAGGAGAUUUCAUUACCCUGGAACUCCAAAAGGCUCGUUUAAUCUUCAGUAUAAGUUUAGGAGACAGCCCCAUCUAUCCAGUGGAUGGUCACACAGUCAUCAAAUUGGGGAGCCUACUAGAUGAUCAACAUUGGCAUUCCAUAUACAUCAAUCGCUAUGAACGUGAUCUUAACAUAACUCUUGAUGGCGAAACACAUCACGUUCGCUGCAAAGGGGAUUUAGAACAGCUUGAUCUGGACACAGAGAUUUUUUUUGCUGGUAUUGUUCAUCAAGAAAAGAGCAUCACCCACAAACAGAACUUCCGUGGGUGCCUAGAGAACAUUCUCUUCAAUGGUGUCAAUAUUGCAGAUCUGGCACGUAAGAAGAAAUCGUCAAUUCGUUUUGUGGGCAAGGUGCGAAAUUCCUGUGUGGAGAUGCCAUAUGUCCCUGUGACUUUUUCUGGCAUCAACAACUACCUGAUGGUACCAGGUGUACCUGCUAAUACAAAGAUGAUGGUGAGCUUUAAAUUUCGGACAUGGGACACUGUUGGUCUUCUACUUUACACUAAUUUUGCUGGCUCCUUGGGUUCCCUGGAAAUGGCCCUAAGUGAGGGUCAGAUCAACGUCUCUAUUUCUCAGCCUCACACAAAGAAACUGGUAUUUGCAGCAGGUUAUAGACUGAACGAUGGAUUUUGGCAUUCUGUGUCUUUGGUGGCCAGAGAGAACUCAGCAGUAGUCAUCAUUGAUGAGGAUGAAGGAGCAGAAUUCAAGGUUAAUUAUCUAUUCCAGCUUCGCACAGGGGACACUUACUACUUUGGAGGUUGUCCAAAACCAGCUGCUAGAUCUGGAUGCAACUCCAACCAGACAGCAUUCCAUGGCUGCAUGCAGAUGAUAAGUGUUGAUGGGCAACCCGUGGAUUUCCAUCGAAUGCAACUGGGCUGGCUGGGGAGUUUUUCAGAAGUCAUGUUCAAUGUCUGUGCUAUUGCUGACAGGUGCAGACCUAAUCCGUGUGAACAUGGGGGUCGUUGCUACCAGUCAUGGGAUGACUUUUUCUGCAUCUGUGAUAUGACCGGCUACAAGGGGGAGACAUGCCACAAAUCACUUUACAGGGAAAACUGUGAUGCAUACAGAGUCAGUGGAAAAUACUCUGGCAAUUACACUGUGGAUCCAGACGGCAGCGGGCCAUUGAAACCGUUUACUGUCUACUGUGACAUCUCAGCGGAGAGAGCUUGGACCAUUGUGCACCAUGACCGGUAUUACGCUACCAAAGUCUUAGGUUCUAGUCCAGACCAACCAUACAUGGGAGAGGUGCAUUACUGGAACGCAUCCUGGGGGGAGGUCUCUGCAUUGGCAAAUGGGUCUGAAUACUGUGAGCAGCGAAUUGAGUUUUCUUGCUACAAAUCCAGGCUCCUUAAUACACCUUCUGGACUGCCUUACAGCUUCUGGAUGGGGCGAAAUAAUGAAAGACAUUUUUACUGGGGUAGCUCCAGUCCUGGAAUUCAGAGGUGUGCUUGUGGCUUAGAGAAAUCAUGUGCUGAUCCAAACCUCUUCUGCAACUGUGAUGCUGAUCACUUGCAAUGGAGAUACGACAAAGGGAUACUCAGCUAUCGUGACCAUUUACCAGUAACACAAGUGGUCGUGGGAGACACUAACCGCUCCAGCUCAGAGGCUUGGUUUUCUGUAGGACCUUUACGUUGCUAUGGAGACCGAAACACAUGGAACACUGUGACGUUUAUGAAAGGUGCCAGUCUCAUAUUUCCAACCUUCAAACCAGACACUAGCAUUGAUAUCUCAUUUUACUUUAAAACUACUGCUUCAUCUGGGACCUUCUUGGAAAACACAGGGCACAGAUGCCGUAAUUUCAUCAGAAUUGAACUGAACACGACAAAUGAGUUGGCAUUUAUUUAUGAUAUUGGCAAUGGCCAUGAAAAUGUAACUGUGAAAUCGCCCCUACGAUUUAAUAAUGAUGAAUGGCACCAAGUAAAGGCUGAGAUCAAUGUCAAGUUAGCACGACUCAAGGUGGAUCAUUUGCCAUGGGUUAUUCGCAGAUUUCCUCUUCAGACUUACAUCAACAUUUCGUAUGAUCGACCUCUCUAUGUAGGCUCUGCUGAGUACAAGCUUAAACCUUUCAUUGGUUGCCUCCGUGCUUUGCGUAUGAAUGGAGUGACACUGGAUUUAGAAGGGAAAGCCAAUGAGACAUUAGGUGUGAGAACCAAUUGCACAGGCUACUGUCAGAAACCACGGGUAGAGUGUCAGAAUGGUGGCCGGUGUGUGGAAAGGUACAAUCACUACACCUGUGACUGCAAUGGGACAGGUUUUGAAGGACUGUUCUGUAACAGAGAUAUUGGUGCAUAUUUUGAAGCUGGAACAUGGGUGAGAUACAAUAUUCUGUCAGUAGCCAUGGUGGCUGCCAAGGAGUUUGCUAAUCUUACAGACCUUCCACUCCUUGUGAGCAAUCUGACCCGCGAUGAGAUCUCAUUUAGUUUCAGGACGUCAAUAGCACCAGCCGUUCUUCUGUAUGUCAGUUCAUUUGCCAGUGAUUACAUAGCCAUUCUCCUCAAGCCAGAUGGGACUCUUCAACUGAAUUAUCAGCUUAACAAAAACCCUUAUAUCUACCAACUAAGUAAGAAAAAUAUGACUGAUGGAAAACCUCACAGGGUCAAUAUCACCAGGGAAUAUCGUACAAUUAAUUACCAGAUUGACUAUUAUCCAGUGGUGACAAAAAAAUUUCUUUUGUGGGACGAGUGGAAAUUUGAUUCCCCGAAAGCUCUUUAUCUGGGACGGGUAGUGGAGACCGGCACCAUUGAUCCAGAGAUACAGAAAUUUAACACACCCGGUUUCAGAGGUUGCUUAGCCGAUGUGCGCUUUAACAAUAUCACUCCCAUAAGGGACUAUUUCAGACCCUCUGACUCAGCAGCUGUUAUUACUGUGAAGGGAACUCUAGUGGAGUCAAACUGUGGGGCCAUGCCUAUGGAGAUAUUCCACAUGCCCUAUGACAUGGAUCCAUGGUACAUGGGAACAGCUUUCCCUCAUGUUCAUGACGAUGGUCUAGCUGGGAUAAUUGCAUUUAUGGUGAUAUUCCUCUUCCUUCUCGCAAUUGUGGCCUUGUUUAUGGUUUAUCAUUAUUUUCACCGAUACAAAGGAUCAUACCUUACCAACGAGCCAAAAGCAAUAGAUGCACAAAACACCACAAAGUCUGUCUCUGUACAGAAAGAACCACUUCCACAGAUUGAAGAAGAAGGUAAAGAUGAAUAGUCCUCUUCAUUUUCACAGAAGGCAAAAUCCAGGAAACCGCAGCCAUUUGAUCAUGGAGUGUACGGAAAAGUUUGCUAUUGGCAUCUUUACUUUUCUCUACCAGUUGAUCCUGUUCACAAUUUAAAAAUGGGGAGAGGAAAGAAGAGAGGUGGAUGAACCUGGCUAAAAUACGAUGAAUGUACUUUUCAACCCUUCUCACAGUAAAGGUGUCUGUAUCCUAUUUAUUUCCCACUGAUGUCCUAAACUGACUGAAGCUUCACAGAAAAGAGAAGUCAUCAAGCAAAGUUGCCUUUAAUAUCCUGUGUUUGAGUUCUAGAGCUAUGGAAAUACAGACUGUGACACUGAUUGUCUUGUAAUAGAGUCUAUGUGAACAUAUGGUACAUUUAAAUGUAUGGGGGUUGCACUUGAGAUCAUCUACUUCAGAGGAUACGAAUAAUUAACUGUGUUCUGAGCCCCUACGUAUAUAUAUA